Messenger RNA from Leishmania mexicana MHOM/GT/2001/U1103, 1569 nucleotides. RefSeq lists its product as hypothetical. Lineage: Eukaryota; Euglenozoa; Kinetoplastea; Trypanosomatida; Trypanosomatidae. Gene Ontology annotation, molecular function: polynucleotide 5'-hydroxyl-kinase activity. Bases 1 to 1569 code for a protein of 522 amino acids. Gene Ontology annotation, cellular component: nucleus. The transcript has a single exon. The record is from RefSeq and is a predicted model, not a curated record. Gene Ontology annotation, biological process: tRNA splicing, via endonucleolytic cleavage and ligation.
AUGGUGUCCUUGGAGCGGGAGUACGUUCUCGGCUCCUUCUGCGAGCUGCGCAUCAUCACCUCGCUCUCCUCCACACAGCUGUCCAAGGUGACGCUGCGAAAGCCGGUGGAAGACAACUACACGUCAACAGUGGAGCGGGCAGAGGUAUUUGGGACAGAGCUGAUUCCGGGAGUGCCAGUGCACCUGCCGCCCGGCCGCUCCCUUAGCAUCUUCACCUCCACCGGCUGCACCCUGCUACUGAUGGCACCGCCGACGGUGCUGCAGCGCUGCUAUGCGACGUCGCUCGGGGCGACCUGGGUGCGCUCGUUGCUGGAUUUUCACUCCCACCUGGAGCGCGCACGAGUGGAGGCCCGAGGCCGCGACGACGUUGGACCUCGCGUGCUUUUCGUGAGUGACCGGCACCACUGCGGGGCGAGCACCUAUGUCCGCUGGCUGAGCAACUUUGCCGUGCGCCUCGGCUACCACCCCCUGCUGCUCGAUGGGGUGCUGGACACCCCCGCCUUCGCGUUCCCAGGCAGUAUAGCCCUCUUUCACGCCCAGCACUGCAUGGACAUCGAGGAGGAGAUGAAUCUGACGCCGGCGCUGUAUGCCCAAGUCGCCCAGUCGCGUGUGGCCAACCCACGACUCUACCAGCACUGGGUGCAGCAGCUUCUGCCGAACGGCAUGGAGAAGAUGGCGCGCAGUGAGCGCUGCCGCGUGGGCGGGCUGUUCUUUGACUUUGGCGUGGUGGAGCCGCACGCGGUGGAGCAGGCGGAAGUGGCGGCGGCAGCAGCGGUGUCGAGCGUCGACCCAACCGCCUCUGCCUCCCCUGCACCUGCCGCACUGGGGAGCGAUAAGGCGCAGACGAACCCACUCGACACUCUCCUGGACACCAUUGUGGCUGCCGACAUCGAUCACGUUUGCGUCGUGGGUAGCUCAUGGCUUCGGUGGAAGCUCGUGCAGCGUGCAUGGGAGCGCUUUGGUGGUGAAGGGUCGAUGAACAUUGUGCAGGCGAUGCUUGAUCCGCGCUGGAACGUGCCACCCGAGGUGGCCUGCGGAGGCGGGCAGCACUUCAAGAUCUUUCUUUUAGACUCCGUGGAGCUGGUGCGCUCGGUGCCGGUACCGCUAUGGAAUCGCCAGCGGUGGCUGCAGUACUUCUUCGGCACCCCGACAUCGCCAGUGAAGCCGACCCUCAUCACCCUCGAGGCCUCGCAGGUGCGCGUCGCCACCGUCGGAGCGGCAGCGAUCGACGCCAUGUCGACACUACUCCCGAUGAUGGACAGCGAGGACGUGGACCGGCAGAAGGCGGAUGUGGCGGCCGUGUCCUUCGUUACGCUGCAGGACGUCGCCCUGAAGGAACGAAUCGUCGCCAUCAGCACAGCCACUGAGUACGAGCGCAGCCCUGACGGGGAGCUUCACCGACUCCCGUUCAGUGUGUUCGAGCGCAGGAUCCGGCAGGGCACUGUGCUUGGGUUUGCGCUGGUGGAAUCCGUGACGCCGGAGCGGCUCACGCUGCUUGUGAGCGGCUGUCCGCUCGACAAGGAGCUUGGCCUUUGCUUCCUUCUCACGGAGGAAGUGCUGAAGAGUUGA